Messenger RNA from Merops nubicus (carmine bee-eater), 1272 nucleotides. RefSeq names its product lumican (gene LUM). Bases 334 to 1272 code for a protein of 312 amino acids. The record is from RefSeq and is a predicted model, not a curated record. Gene Ontology annotation, molecular function: protein binding. The transcript is spliced from 2 exons. NCBI's taxonomy places the organism in Eukaryota, Metazoa, Chordata, Aves, Coraciiformes, Meropidae.
UUUGUGAAAGACUGAUCAUUCUCUCAUCCCACAGGAAUAACAGCUGGGUUGUCCUUGUACAAAAUGUGGUAUCCACCUGCACUUCAUUAGAGAGCUGCUUUUUUAUACAUGCCACACCACAAGAUUACCAUGAUGACAUAGCAGCUUCAGAGUACAGCGUGACUAGGGCUUUUUUUUUUUUUUUUUUUCUCUUGUAACACAGAGGAUCUGGCAGACUUUUGCCUCCUGACACUGUUUACAGCAUAUAUUGGUUGAUACAGUCCCUUAUCGCAUCUGCUCUGGGAAUUAAGGAAAGCAGCUACAAGGCAGUAAGGGACAAGACGUGUUACAAAGAUGACUUUAAACUCCCUACCUGUCUUUCUAUUAUUGAUUAGUGGUAUUUUUUGUAUGUAUGACUAUGGUCCUGCAGAUGAUUAUGGUUAUGAUCCUUUUGGGCCAUCCUCUGCAGUCUGUGCCCCAGAAUGUAAUUGUCCUUUAAGCUACCCUACUGCCAUGUAUUGUGACAAUCUUAAAUUGAAAACCAUCCCAAUUGUACCAAGUGGAAUAAAAUACCUUUAUCUUCGAAACAAUAUGAUUGAGGGCAUUGAAGAGGGUACAUUUGAUAAUGUAACAGACCUACAGUGGCUGAUCUUGGAUCACAAUCACUUGGAAAAUUCAAAAAUUAAGGGAAGAGUCUUCUCUAAACUAAAGCAUCUGAAGAAACUUCACAUCAACUACAACAAUUUGACUGAAGCUGUUGGACCACUCCCCAAAACUCUGGAUGACCUCCAGUUAAGUCACAACAAGAUCACAAAAGUCAAUCCCGGUGCACUUGAGGGGCUGGUGAAUUUGACUGUCAUUCACCUCCAGAACAACCAACUGAAAGCAGAUUCUAUUUCUGGGGCUUUUAAAGGCCUGAAUUCACUUUUGUAUCUUGACUUAAGCUUCAAUCAACUUACAAAGCUACCAACAGGACUGCCUCACUCUUUACUCAUGCUGUAUUUUGAUAACAACCAGAUCUCCAAUGUUCCUGAUGAGUACUUCCAAGGUUUUAAAGCCCUGCAAUAUUUGCGUUUAUCCCACAACAAAUUAACAGAUUCUGGAAUACCAGGCAAUGUCUUCAAUAUCACAUCAUUGGUGGAGUUGGAUCUCUCCUUCAAUCAGCUGAAGAGCAUUCCAACCGUCAGUGAGAACCUUGAAAACUUCUACCUCCAAGUCAACAAAAUUAACAGUGAGUUAAAAUUGUAUAUUGUCAUUAAUACUUACCACAAUCUAAACAUUGAUGGCAAAUGA